UUUACUUCUAGCAAUCUGAUUUGUAAUCGAAUUGGAAGCAGUGAUAUAAACUGACUUUAGAAAAAGUUCCCUAGACUAAUGCAAUUUAUGAAACGUGUCCUCGGAGCAAUCCGAUCAAAUCCGAUUAGCUCAUGACGAGUAGAGAAGGACGUGGUUUAUUUACUUGUGAUUUACAUUUCAAAUCAUAUUAAUACGAAUCAGGCAAAAUAUAUAGAUACUUGAAAAUCAGUAUGGCAUGUGAACAAGAGGAAAACCUAUGUGAACAGGAUCAAUACGUGCUCGAUUCUCAGCAAGAAAUUGAAAGAGGAGAAAAUGGUGGAAUCUUAGUUACAGAUAAAAUUAGUGGAUUACUGUUUGAACUGCCGCUUUCGCCGAAGGUUAUGGAAUAUUUUGAUAUUUGUGUAACAGAUAAAAGUGAAACAUUACCAGAGAAAGCAACUGAAGUUAAUGCCUCAUCUGUUUGGAACGAUAAAAGCGUGAAACUGUUAUUUAGUUUGUAUGAAGAUUAUCAAGAUGAGUUUAAAAGCACUGCAAUAAAAAAUGAUACAGUGUGGGACAAAAUUAAAGUACAAAUGAAUAUUAGUGGAAAUUAUAAUGUUACCAGAACACAAAUUAAAGAUAAGUAGACAAAUGUAAGGAAAGCCUACAUGAGAAUAAAAGAUCAUAAUAAAAGGACAGGAGUUACACCUAAAACAUGCCGAUAUUACAAUGAAAUGGAUUGCUUAUAUGGAGACAAACCAAAUGUGAAUCCGGUUAAAGUUGUGUCAAAUAUGAGACUUGAGGCUGAAGAUGAAAAUACAUCAUCUGCAGAAAACAGUGCAGUAGAUAAUAAUUAACCAAAGAAACAAAAGAAGACUAAGAUUGAACGACAUUUAUCUUCCUGGACAGAAAACUUUAUCGAGUAUAGGAAAGAACGAGACAACUAUCAGGAACAGCGUAAUGCAGAAAAAAUAAUUGCAAUAGAAAACGCAACAAAAACUUUUCGCGAGAACACAACACGCCAAAAUAGUUUCGGGAAUCAAAUCUACUGGACUUAUAU
Messenger RNA from Harpegnathos saltator (Jerdon's jumping ant), 1039 nucleotides. RefSeq lists its product as uncharacterized. The transcript is spliced from 6 exons. The record is from RefSeq and is a predicted model, not a curated record. NCBI's taxonomy places the organism in Eukaryota, Metazoa, Arthropoda, Insecta, Hymenoptera, Formicidae. The coding region runs from base 231 to 626 and encodes 131 amino acids.